Molecule: messenger RNA, 1116 nt
Organism: Lotus japonicus
Lineage: Eukaryota; Viridiplantae; Streptophyta; Magnoliopsida; Fabales; Fabaceae
Product: GDSL esterase/lipase At5g45910-like
Exons: 5
Coding region: 1-1116 (371 amino acids)
Molecular function (GO): hydrolase activity, acting on ester bonds
Source: RefSeq, a predicted model, not a curated record
AUGAAGAUUAUGAAUCUCUUUAGCAUUACAUGCACAUGUUUUUUCCUUGGAAGUGUUGUUUCUAAUGGAAAUCCUCUCCCGUAUGAGGCUAUCUUUAACUUUGGUGAUUCUAUAAGUGACACUGGAAAUGCAGCAACAAUGGGUAAAUUACCUGAUGAUAGUCCUUAUGGAUCAACAUACUUUAAACAUCCCUCCGGGCGCUUGUCGAAUGGCCGAUUGAUCAUAGAUUUUAUAGCUGAGGCAUAUGCGCUGCCAUUUUUGCCGGCCUAUCUAAAUCUCACCAAAGACAGAGACAUCAAGAAAGGUGUAAAUUUUGCUUUUGCGGGUGCAACUGCGCUUGAUAUCCAAUAUUUCAAAAAACAUGGUGUCCCCGGAGUAUUUGUAGAUAAAUCUUUGAGCGUUCAAUUUGGCUGGUUUAAGAAAUUGAAAUCAUCCCUCUGUAAAAGUAAAAAAGAGUGCCAUAGCUACUUUAAAAAAUCAUUAUUUCUAGUGGGAGAGAUUGGCGGGAAUGAUCUGAUUGCGCUCCUCUCAUAUAAAAAUAUCUCAAAACUUCGAGAAAUAGUGCCUCCAAUUGUUGAAACGAUUACAAACAUCACAAUUGAAUUAAUAGAAGAGGGAGCAGUCGAGAUAGCUUUGCCAGGGAACUUCCCCAUAGGGUGUAAUGCUCUUGUUUUGACAGUGGUUAAUAGUACUAACAAAGAAGAUUAUGAUCAGUUUGGGUGCUCUAUAGCUUACAAUGCUUUCAUCAAGUACUUUAAUGGACAGCUCAAACAAGCGAUAAAGACAUUAAGAAAGAAGUAUCCUCAGGCGAAGAUAAUGUAUUUUGACUACUACAAUGAUGCCAAACGUUUAUUUCAUGCACCUAAAAAAUUUGGUCUUACUACUGAUAGGAAUGUGGCUUUGAAAGCAUGUUGUGGAGGAGGAGGACCAUAUAAUGUUAAUUUUCAUGUAAGUUGUGGAUCUCCUAACACAACAAUUUGCUCUGACGUUUCAAAACGUAUAAAUUGGGAUGGAGCCCACUUUACAGAAGCAGCUUAUAAACAGUUAGCAAAGGGGAUUAUUGAAGGACCUUUUGUACACCCGCAUCUUAAAUCUCCUAUCGUUAAGAUAUCUUAA